UUCUCUAUGAUUUUUUUUUUUUAAUUCUGCACUUUGACAGUGGUGGCGAAAUAACACUAAUCCAAAAGUGAUCUUUUCUUUUGAUGGAGGUGGAUUUUUGUUUUUCCUUUUGAUUCCAACCUUUCUCUCCGUGACAAAGCAUAAAUCAUGGACACCAGAAAAUAAGGUGGACCUCAGGAAUCCUGAAAAGACUGAGAAGCUUACAUUCUUCCUCUGGAGGGAAGGGUGGGGUGUUUUUAGCCCUCUCUGGAACCUAAAACGAAAACAUGAGUUGCGUGCCAUGGAAAGGAGACAAGGCCAAAUCUGAAUCUUUGGAGCUGCCCCAGGCAGCACCCCCACAAAUCUACCAUGAGAAACAGCGCAGGGAGCUUUGUGCCCUGCAUGCCCUCAAUAACGUCUUCCAGGACAGCAAUGCCUUCACCCGGGAAACGCUGCAAGAGAUUUUCCAGAGGUUGUCUCCAAACACCAUGGUGACCCCCCACAAGAAGAGCAUGCUGGGAAAUGGGAACUACGAUGUGAAUGUCAUUAUGGCAGCACUUCAAACCAAAGGCUAUGAAGCUGUCUGGUGGGACAAACGCAGGGAUGUCAGUGCCAUUGCUCUCACGAACGUCAUGGGCUUCAUCAUGAACCUGCCCUCCAGCCUGUGCUGGGGUCCACUGAAGUUGCCUCUCCAAAGGCAGCACUGGAUCUGUGUCCGAGAGGUGGGCGGUGCCUACUACAACCUCGACUCCAAACUGAAGAUGCCCGAGUGGAUUGGAGGCGAGAGCGAGCUCAGGAAAUUCCUCAAACAUCACUUGCGAGGAAAGAACUGUGAACUCCUGCUGGUGGUGCCGGAAGAGGUGGAGGCCCGUCAGAGUUGGAGGGCUGACGUGUAACGCAGUGCUACCCAACCUUCCCUCACCUCGGCCCCCCAAGUCCUCUGUCAUGUGCUGUGGCCUCUGCAGUGGGUCUGCCCUUGCCACUUCCCCAAACAUCUCACUGGGUUCCCCCUCAGAUUUGACAGUGCUGUAGGACAGACAGACGUGUGGGCUGUGACGAGAACCACCACCCAACAUGACAUGAGACAGGAAGGUAGGAGCUCUGUGGGCUUAGGGUGACCUGU
Messenger RNA from Lontra canadensis (Northern American river otter), 1102 nucleotides. RefSeq names its product Josephin domain containing 1 (gene JOSD1). Gene Ontology annotation, molecular function: cysteine-type deubiquitinase activity. The coding region runs from base 267 to 875 and encodes 202 amino acids. The transcript has 4 exons. The record is from RefSeq and is a predicted model, not a curated record. Lineage: Eukaryota; Metazoa; Chordata; Mammalia; Carnivora; Mustelidae. Gene Ontology annotation, biological process: protein deubiquitination.